Molecule: messenger RNA, 2637 nt
Organism: Eublepharis macularius
Lineage: Eukaryota; Metazoa; Chordata; Lepidosauria; Squamata; Eublepharidae
Gene: NLRP6
Product: NLR family pyrin domain containing 6
Exons: 6
Coding region: 1-2637 (878 amino acids)
Cellular component (GO): cytoplasm
Molecular function (GO): protein binding
Source: RefSeq, a predicted model, not a curated record
AUGGGGAACAAAAACAGCCGAAUCAGUGACUUGAUCUUACGUGCCCUUGAUCACCUUUCUCAGGAAGACUUCAAAAGGUUUAAAGACAAACUCUCCUAUUCUGACUUUAAUGGAAAGGGCUUUGUUCCCAAAAGUCAACUAGAGAACGCAGACAGAGUGGAUACUAAGAAUUUUCUGAUCAAGUGUUGUGGUGGGGAUGAUGCAAUAGAUACAACCAUACAAAUCCUCACAGAAAUUAAUCAAAAAGGAUCUGCUGCUAAACUCAGAGAGGAAAGAGAAAAAGAUUACAGGAUGAAGUACAGAGAAUACGUAUGGGAAGAAUAUCAAGUAAUACAAGACAAAAAUGCACGCCUCGGCGAGUGGGUGAACCUUAGCAGAAGAUACACCCAACUUUUGAUUAUUCAGAAACAUCGUUUAUUAGCAGAGAAAGAGCAUGAAAUUAUGUCCACAGGAAAGAAACAUGCCAACAUAAUGGCUAAGCAAGCCAGCCCAUGUUGGAUUGGGAACUUAUUUGAUCCUGAUGAUAGCAGAGAAAACCCAAGAACUGUAGUGCUCCAGGGACCUGCUGGGAUUGGGAAAACAAUGACAGCAAGAAAGAUUAUGUUAGACUGGGCAGUUGGAAAACUCUACCAAGGCAAAUUUGAUUAUGCUUUCUACAUCAACUGCAGAGAAAUGAACUUGGUUACCAAGCAGCAGAGUCUGGCUGAUUUAAUCUUUGGUAACUGCCCUGAGAGAAAUGCUCCAAUUAAUGAUAUUUUUGCAAACUCAGAGAAGCUUCUCUUCAUAAUUGAUGGUCUUGAUGAAUUCAAAUUUUCUUUAGAACAGAAAGGAGAAUAUUUAAGCAUUGAUCCCAGUCAAAAGAAACCUGUGGAAGUCCUGCUUAACAGUUUAGUUAGGAAAAAUAUUCUUCCUAAAUCCUAUUUAAUAAUCACUACAAGGCCAAUUGCUUUAGAGCAGCUGCAGGAAUAUCUGAAAUAUCCCCGUUAUGUAGAGAUCUUGGGAUUUUCUGAGAAGGACAGAGAAGAGUAUUUCCACAAGUUCUUUGGGCGUAAGUGGCAAGCUGUGCAAGCAUUUGGGUUUGUGAAAGCAAAUGAAAUGCUCUUCACAAUGUGCUUUGUUCCCAUUGUAUGUUGGAUCAUCUGCACUGUGAUGAAGCAACAGCUGGAUAGAGGUGAAGAUCUUGCACAUAUGUCAAAAACAACCACUUCAGUAUACAUGUUCUAUUUAACCAGUUUACUCCGAGAUCACAACACUGUGUCAGAAAGUGGCAAAAAUUUCCAUCAAUUGUGCCUCUUAGCCAGAGAAGGUGUCUUAGCAAGAAGAAUACUCUUUGAAGAGGAUGAUCUUCAGAAGUAUGGCUUAACUGAGACUGAUAUCCAGUCACUUUUCCUUCACAAGAGUCUUUUCCAGCAAGACAUUGAUUGCCAGUCUGCCUAUAGCUUCAUCCAUUUAACUUUCCAAGAGUUUUUUGCAGCCUUGUCCUAUGUGCUGGAGGAAAGAUUGGAAAAUACCCAAGAAUCAGUGUCUCACCAUGAAGAUGUGAGAAAGUUGCUGAAAGAUUUUGGAGAGGGUGGGAAGGAGUAUUUAAUGCUGACAGUGCGCUUUCUCUUUGGUCUCUUAAAUGAAGAAAGAAAAAAAAGCAUAGAGAAAAUUUUAAGCUGCAAAAUUGGGUCAACUGCAAAACAAGUGCUUUUAGAGUGGGUUGAAGCUGAGAUUGCUUCAAAGAACUUUCAGAAGCACCUGGAGAUAUUCUGCUGCUUGUAUGAAAUUCAGGAAGAAGAGUUUGUGGGAAGAGCAAUGGAUCACUUCCAAGAGAUCAAGCUGUAUGACAGUUGCCUAGUGAACACCUUCAACUCUUUGGUUAUUUCGUUCUGCCUGAGACACUGCCGAAGGGAACAGUCACUCCAUCUUGGAUAUCUGUUGUUUUUAUCCAGGUUCAAGAGAUGUAAUCUCAGAGAUACAUCCUUGGAGAUUCUUGCCUCUGUCCUCACUAUAAAUCAGCACCUCAGAGAAUUCAACUUACUGUAUAGUGACCUAGGAGAAGAGGGAGUGACAAAACUCUGCCAAGCACUCAUCCACCCCAACUGCAAAUUGCAGAUACUUCGGUUGCGUUGCUGUAACCUCAGAUCUAAGUCAUGUGAGAAGAUAGCGUCUGUUGUUCCUCUAAACCAGAGCCUCAGAGAACUCCAUUUGGACCAUAAUGAUAUAGGCGAUGCUGGGGUAGCAAAACUCUGCCAAAUGCUGGUGCAUCCAGAAUGCAAACUGCAGGUACUAAGCUUGAAUAGCUGUAGUAUCACUGCUGUCUGCUGUGCAGAUCUUGCUUCUGUACUCUGUAGCAACCAAACCUUGGCAGAGCUGUCUUUAGCCCAGAAUGACAGGAUGGGAGAGGCUGGUGUGCAGCUCUUAUGUGAAAGCCUGCUACAUCCAAAUUGUAAACUAGAAACUUUAAGACUGGAUUCCUGUGAACUAACUGAAGCAUCUUGGGAGUAUCUUUGUGCAGCUCUCAGGACAAACCAGUCUCUACGAGAACUUGACUUAUACAAUAACGAAGACCUGAAGAGGUACGUGAAAGCUGAAAAAUACAGCAGGAUAAAAGAAGUGAAGCAGCAGAACCACAGAAUUCAAAUAUGCCUAUAG